Ostertagia ostertagi is the source of this 1302-nucleotide messenger RNA. The record is from the annotation of a GenBank genome assembly. NCBI's taxonomy places the organism in Eukaryota, Metazoa, Nematoda, Chromadorea, Rhabditida, Trichostrongylidae.
AUGUAUAAUUUCGUAGGAUUCCCAUGUCGGCAUACGAUCCUUCACUUCUUGGACAGUUUUUGCAGCAGUACUAUAAGCGGAUUUUUCCGUUCAAACCAUACGUCAAAUGGCUGUUGCUACAAUCAAAAGCCUGCAGACUAUUUUGCGAGGCGUGAAUUUGCGUUCAUUCUUGAGGAGGACGUGCAUCUUCGAUACCGCAGCUUUGACGAUCAAGCCGAAUUUGAGCACGAGCUGUGCAAAAUCAGUCCGCAUAAGUUGGAUAUCGGAGCUGUCUACUCUCACAAGCCAAAAGACAAUAAAAGCCACUCGCAUUUCAAAGCAGUCGAGCGUGAGCUCGUUUUCGAUAUCGAUCUUACGGAUUAUGACGAAGUGCGAAAAUGUUGCAAUGAGGCAAAGGUCUGCGCUAAAUGUUGGCGCUUUGUUUCGCUUGCUGUGCAGGUGCUCGACAAACUACUUGAAGAUCACUUCGGAUUCAAAGCUAGAAUGUGGGUGUUUUCUGGACGUCGAGGUGUUCACUGUUGGGUAGGAGACGAGAAGGCGAGGAAGUUGACAAAUGCCGGACGCUCUGCUGUCGCUGAAUAUCUUUCGCUUAUUGUGGGUGAUAAACUCGACAUGUAUGGCAGUCGGACAACUUUAGCCAAAAAAUCGCUUCCUCUUCACCCAAUGGUGGAGACCGCUUAUCGAGUAGCUAUGGACUGCGGUGAAAUUGAUGACAUGGUUGUCGAGCAGGGUUGGCUGGAGCUUGACUCAGCACUUGAAAUCCUGAAAUUCUGCGAAGAUCCCGAAUUGCAAGCUACUCUUCGGUCUCAAUUUGAAGAAUUAGACACCCCCGCAAUGAGGUGGCAACUUCUGAAACGUCGUUUUGAUGACAAAUACCGGAAGGAAAUGAAGAAAGCUCAUCAGGUCCUCCCAGAGGCUGCUUUGCUGAUUUACGGGAAAUCGCAAACCACGCAUGCCCGUUCGUGGUCCGAGCAAGAACUUUCUGCGGUGGUUCGUAUUAUGGCACGCAUACCCACGGCUAGACGUCAAUGUGUCUACAGGGCUGAACCAUUUACUGAAAUAUACCAUUGUAUUCGAUCCAAAACAGGGAGGGUCCUGUGCUUUGGAUGGUUACAUUUCAAGGUUCACGAGUUUGAUGUAACGACGUGUCCUCGUGUUGACAUUCUCGUCAACGAAUUGUCAAAAACCAUAGCAGAUGAAGACGUCAAAGAAAAUCGAAAGAUUCUGGGUUAUAAGCACACAUCCCUGGCUCCAUAUGUGGAAAACUUCGAGAAAUUCGUAGCGCUAGCUGUUUCUAGCUAG